GCGGAGUUUCGUUGAGUUUAACGGCGCUAGUACUUCGUCUUCGUUAGACACACCAGCGCCAGUUGGACGUUUGGACGGAGUUGGAAAGGUUGUUUGGGAAAUACUCAAAAUCCAAUUUCCUCCUAUAGUGGAUUUUUCACCCCGAAUUAGCCGCAGUCUUGUCGCUAAAGUAGCCACACGGUGUCGUCGGGCUAUGUUGCAUGGGAUGCAGUGUUCUUCUGGGCAAACAGCUGGAGAUGUGGCCCAAGUGUGAUUGCCAGGGAUUGUGCGAUUUGUGCGACCAAACAAAAAUGUCGUCUGUUUGACAAAAUAUUAUCUAAGCUAGAGAGAGAGAAAAAGUUCUUUUCUGAGCGCUCUGUGGGGUAUUUUUUGGUGUUUUCUUUCACAAAGCUGGAAAAUUGGAUGUGAGAGCUUUUCCUCGUCCCAUCACAAAGGAGGGAGAGUUUGUGGAAAAAUUGAGAAUAAUUUUCUGUGUUCUGUGUGGGUGCAUUAAAUCGUGGUGAAAAUUGCACUUUUUGCAAAGAAAAAGUGAAUUAGCAACAUCAGUCACAAUUUCGGAUAACAGCGGAGCGAUUGGACCUACCCAGGAACUUGCAGAGGAGCCUCCUGCCAACAUGGUGAAGCGCACCGACGGUACAGAGUCUCCAAUUUUGGCGGAAAGUGACUCCGACAAGCCAAAAGUUAAAUAUGGAGAAUUAGUUAUUCUAGGAUACAAUGGCUUCCUACCACAAGGUGAUCGAGGGCGACGCCGAUCGAAAUUUGUGUUGUACAAGCGAGGAGAUCCAAAUGGUGUUAAACGUUCCAAACACUAUAUUGUUCAGUCGCCACAGACAUCACAGGCCAUCCUGGAUGCCAAACAACAUUCGAUCUCGUACACACUGUCCCGAAAUCAGGCGGUUAUUGUGGAAUACCAAGAAGAUCCAAACACCGAUAUGUUUCAGGUCGGUAGAUCAUCAGAAUCUCCCAUUGAUUUCGUUGUAAUGGACACCCUGCCUGGUGAUAAGAAAGACGCUAAAGUGAUGCAAAGUACAAUAUCGAGAUUCGCAUGUAGAAUUCUUGUGGAUCGAACAGAAACCUCCAAGGCAAGAAUAUAUGCAGCUGGAUUCGAUUCCAGCCGAAAUAUUUUCUUAGGGGAAAAGGCAACAAAGUGGCAGGAUAAUAUUGAGAUUGAUGGUCUGACGACAAAUGGUGUCUUAAUAAUGCAUCCAGAGGGACAAUUUUGUGGCGGUAAUGCCAAAUGCGGACUGUGGCGUGAGUGUUCAGUGGGUGGCGAUGUGUUCAGCUUGCGUGAGUCGCGAUCGGCUCAACAAAAGGGGAUACCUGUUUUCGAUGAAUCCAACAUUCUGCAGGAUGGGACAUUAAUUGAUUUAUGCGGUGCUACGCUACUGUGGCGAUCUGCUGAAGGACUCCACAAUUCACCUACCAAAAGAGACCUCGAGAAGUUAGUGGAUGAAAUCAACGCUGGACGUCCACAGUGUCCGGUUGGCCUCAACACAUUAGUGAUUCCACGGAAGGUUACUCUCGGUGAACAUGUAAACCAGCCCUAUGUGUAUUUAAAUUGUGGCCAUGUUCAAGGACACCACGAUUGGGGUCAGGACAAAAGUACCGGAGCAAGGAGGUGUCCAAUGUGUCUCGAAAUGGGUCCCGUUGUGACACUUUGCAUGGGAAUUGAACCUGCCUUCUACGUUGAUUCCGGACCACCAACUUAUGCAUUUAACCCGUGCGGUCAUAUGGCGACAGAGAAGACAGUCAAAUACUGGGCUAACGUGGACAUCCCUCAUGGCACAAAUGGUUUCCAAGCUGUGUGCCCAUUCUGUGCUACGCCUCUAGUCGGAACUCCGGGCUAUAUCAAAUUAAUUUUCCAAGAUAAUCUCGAUUGAAGUGAAUGUGUUGAGAUGAGAGCGGCGUAUGAAUGUGGUGAGUGUGUCUUUCUGUUUCUUCUGCAAAAAAAAACAACAACAACACUGUGUAUAAAAGGCUUCACACAAAAUAUCCUUCUCCUGUUGCUGGCUGAGCGAGAGAAAGAGAGGAUGGAUUUUUUGAGUUAGGAGAAGCUAUAGUUGCGAUAACAAUUGUUAAUUUAAUUAAAAAAAAAUAAAUAAAAAACAAAUAAAAGGGGGGAUCAAAAAUAAUUAAAUAAAAAUAAAUCCACGAGCAAUUGGAGAGAAGAAUCAAUGUAAAAUUCAAUUGCAUUUUGGAUUAGUAUGUGGAUUAUACUUUCAAUUUAUUGAUUUGUUUUUAAUUUCACAAUAUAAUAUCGUUUGCCAUAAAUCUUUUUUUUUUUACAUUUUAAAAGAAUUUGUGAUAUACUUCUUUUCGUCAAUUUUUUUUUAAAUAAAUAAUUAAAUAAUUGAGAAAAAGUUUUGGGAAAUUGGCUUCCAAACUUGAAAAUAAAUGCUCUGCAAUUUUUCUCCUAAUUUUUAAAGAUUUUUAAGAGCUGAAAAGAAAUGACAAAACAACCCCAUUGCACAGUAAAAAAAAUCACAAAUUAAUGUUUCGAACAAAAAGAAAUAAAAAUUUUAUUAAAGGAAGAAAAUUCAAAGAGAUUCUUUGCAAAAAAAAAAUGAAAAAUAAAUUCAAGUGUUGUAAAAAAAAGAAUUGAACAAAAACAAUUAAAAUAUUUUAAAAAUGAGAAUCUUUUAGCAAAAAGAAAAUGAAAUCCACUAUAAUGAAAAAAAUUCUCAAAUUGAUCCUGUAUGAAGAAGAAAAUGAAUCACAGAUGAAAAAAAAAUGUACAUAAAAAUUAUGAAAUAAUUAUUUUAAAUGAAUAAAUUUUAAUGAAAAAAAAGUGUUUAAGGACGACAAACGUUUCGUGCGUGUGAAGGGAGAGAGAAUGUUAUGGAAAAUAGAUGAAAGAAGAAAGAAAAUAAAACCCUGCUUAAUCUCGAUGUGAAAGAUGCAAAGUACAUGAGAAUAUCAACCACAUUUUUUAGUAUUUCCUGCACCUUCUUGUAAACAGAAAAGAUAGAAAAUACAACACAACAAAAAGAAACCAAAUGAUCCGUAAAAUAAAUCAAUGUUAUAAUUUGUUUGCGUUGAACAAAAAGAAAUGCUGUAUUAAUAAUUAUUUUAUUUUAAAGAAUUUAUUAUAUGAAAAAUGAACCCUUCCAUUGAGGGGAAACGUAGCGAGAGCAGCUCUAAAAAAAAAUAGAAGAAAGAUUUUAUUAAUUAAUAAACUAUUCUAAAGGAAUGCGAAAAAAGUUGCCGGAAAUCGUGUAAACUAAACAAAAAAAAAUGAAAGAAAAUGGAAGAAUAUAUUAAUUAAUUAAUUGAUAAAAUGUAAUUUGUAGGUCUUAAGACUGCUAUUUGAUUUAAGGUCGUUUUAAUAAAAAUCGAGAGAAAAAAAAUUGAUAAAAAAUACAAAAAAAAACGCAAAGGAGUGUGAAGAGUUAGAUGAAAAGAAGUUCGCAGGAAGAAAGUUUUACUUGAAGAGUGGAAAUAUGAUGAAGUAUUCAUUGUGUUAUUUACAUAAUGUAAUAAAUUAAAUUGAAAAAUUAA
Lutzomyia longipalpis is the source of this 3498-nucleotide messenger RNA. It is a transcript of the gene Pli, whose product is annotated as protein pellino. Gene Ontology annotation, biological process: regulation of Toll signaling pathway; protein polyubiquitination. The record is from RefSeq and is a predicted model, not a curated record. The coding region runs from base 615 to 1880 and encodes 421 amino acids. NCBI's taxonomy places the organism in Eukaryota, Metazoa, Arthropoda, Insecta, Diptera, Psychodidae. Gene Ontology annotation, molecular function: protein binding; ubiquitin protein ligase activity. The transcript has 8 exons.